GAAUUGAGUUGUUAUCUGGAAGAACAUAACAACGGCCAUUAUCAGUUAAAUAGAAUCGUUUAGCUAACUAAAUAGAUGCUAAACGUUAGCAUGUAGCUAGCUAGCAAACUUUUGCUACGGUUAUGAUAAUAUCAUGUUUUGUGUGUGUCUGUCUGCCUGUCUCUUUUUCCAUGCUAGCUGCAGAGACAAGACUGUCACCUGACUUGUUAUUCAAUUACAGAGUUGCCAAGAGACUGAUCAUCAUCAUGGGCAAGAGUUGUAAAGUGGUGGUGUGUGGUCUGGCUGCCGUUGGCAAGACUGCUGUCCUGGAGCAACUGCUGUAUGCCAAUCAUAUUGCGGGCUCAGAGCCCAUGGAGACCCUGGAGGAUAUCUAUAUUGGCUCCAUAGAAACGGACCGUGGCACUCGAGAGCAAGUGCGCUUCUAUGACACCCGGGGUCUUCGUGAUGGUCUGGAGUUCCCUCGCCACUACUUCUCCUUUGCAGACGGUUUUGUCCUGGUCUACAGCAUCGACAGUAAGGAGUCCUUCAAACGCAUGGAGGCCCUCAAGAAAGACAUUGACCGCUUCCGUGAUAAGAAAGAGGUGACCAUAGUGGUGCUGGGCAACAAGCUGGACAUGCAGGAGCAGAGAAACGUGGACUCUGAGGUGGCCCAGCACUGGGCCAAGACAGAAAAGGUGCGUCUGUGGGAGGUGUCUGUGGCAGACCGGAGGACCCUCAUCGAGCCUUUUGUCCACCUGGCCAGCAAGAUGACCCAGCCCCAGAGCAAAUCAUCCUUCCCCCUCAGCCGCAAUAAGAACAAGGGGAGUGGAUCUGUCGAUAGCUGAGGGAGAAGGGGGUUGGUCGCGGGAGGCAGCGAGGGUUGAUGAAGAAUGGGAAAGAUUUCAGGAGACAGGGAGUGAAAGAGUAGGAGAGGAGAAACACAGUAGGCCGAUUAUUAGCCUAUUACAAAUACAGGCAAUUUUAGGUCUGAACGAAUGCACACCGACUGAAUCAGAAACCAAUGGUUUCAUGGAGAUUGUGACUGAUAUUUAGACUCAUAUUUGACCAUUUAGGCUGAUCUUUGAUGACAAGUAAAUGUCAAAAGUAACACAAAUGGAUAAUCAAGAGGGUUGUUGGUAUCAUGGAGGAUACAUAAGGGAUUAUAUUACUGAUAGUUAAUCAGGAGAUUUGUUACACUACUGGCAUGCCAUCUACUCAGAUGAAAUAUGGCAACUAUUUUAGCAUGGAUGAUCUGCAUUUUAUUUUAAGUUACAGUACAUGAAACAAAUCCAUAUUUUGGAGAAUUAAAAAAACAUUCCUCUAUUCUUUUAGAGAUGUCAGAAAACAUGUUACUUCCUUUUGAGAUCGCUUUGAGUUUUAAAAUGACAUUAUUGUCUAAAGAUUUAAAUUGUUGUGACAGAGUAGCAGUCUUAUGUGAUGUCCCUUGGUGAGCAGGGUGUUUGAUGAGCUUCCUGCCUGCUGGACAGGCCCUGAUGUUGCGACUGAAAGAAAGAGGCUUGCCCUGACUGUUAUAUCUAUGGAGCUCUUGACCACAGCCUAAGCACGCUGAAUUAUCUGUACUUUAUCAGGAACUCCUUACUCUCCUUGAAAACCAUGGGGCGUCCUUGAUCUUUGUUACUGAGCUGUUAAACACUAUGUUGGUCAGACGAAAUGCAAAUGUAUUUCAUUUUCAAAUUGUUUGUCUGACCAAAGCCCUUUAAUGCCGUAUCAGGGUCCAUAAUUAUUGUGCAACAUUUCAUGUGUGUGUCGCUGAACAAGAAAGAUGCCGUGGCCUAGUUUGGAUGUAGUUUUUUGCUUUGUGACUAUUCACAGAUCUUUAUAUUUGUAUUAUGUUUUUGACGUUGUGAAUUUGCAUCUUUAUGUCUGUAAAAUUGAAGUGCAUAUUAUUUUCAUUUUUAUUGGGGCAUUUAUACUGAUAGAGCACAGUAUUCAUCUUUUAAAAUGUUCUGGAGACUGGAUAAUCUUUUGCAUGCUGUGUAAACAAAUUAAAAGAUUCCCUCUGCAUCUAAGUUGAGGCUGUUGUGUAUAUCUUUUAUUUGCAUGAUUUAUGAAGUAAUUAAACAUAAUACAAACA
This is a messenger RNA of Oncorhynchus tshawytscha (Chinook salmon), 2074 nucleotides long. RefSeq names its product NFKB inhibitor interacting Ras-like 2 (gene nkiras2). The coding region runs from base 123 to 824 and encodes 233 amino acids. The record is from RefSeq and is a predicted model, not a curated record. Gene Ontology annotation, molecular function: GTP binding; GTPase activity. The transcript has 3 exons. Lineage: Eukaryota; Metazoa; Chordata; Actinopteri; Salmoniformes; Salmonidae. Gene Ontology annotation, biological process: canonical NF-kappaB signal transduction.